Molecule: messenger RNA, 3600 nt
Organism: Mizuhopecten yessoensis (Yesso scallop)
Lineage: Eukaryota; Metazoa; Mollusca; Bivalvia; Pectinida; Pectinidae
Product: ATP-binding cassette sub-family B member 10, mitochondrial-like
Exons: 12
Coding region: 159-2312 (717 amino acids)
Biological process (GO): transmembrane transport
Cellular component (GO): membrane
Molecular function (GO): ATP binding; ATP hydrolysis activity; ABC-type oligopeptide transporter activity
Source: RefSeq, a predicted model, not a curated record
UGUAAGCAAUGGCGGCGCCCUGCGAACAAGUGUCACGUUGGAGUGCGCCCAGUGGAAAUGUGUUUGGGGUGUAUAUAUAGAAAUACAGGUUUGCAGCAUCAUGGAAAUUUCAAUUAUCUAGUACUGACAUACAUUUUUGAUGCUUUGAUACUUCCAAAAUGAAUUGCCAGAUGAGAAAUGUUUUGAAAAAUUGCAUCAGUCGCCCAUAUGUCCGUUCCUGGGACCGGGCUAUGGUAUACACACAAGUCACUAGAACGAGAUGUGGGCAGUGUAGUCUGUUUGCAUCUCUACCUUCAAAGGUUAGAGGCUUCCAUACAGCGAUUUCACAGAGACUGCAGCAUAAUUUCAGUGUGCGUGUGCAAACGACUCGAAUACCUACCCAGCAACCCACCCGAACCAUACACCGUGCUGUUAUUUCCAACUCAAGUACACGAUUUAUGCAGUGUAGGGAUCUACUAAGUAAGCAUGGAAUAAAUAAAUGCCAGGCUAAUCGUGUAAGAGUUUAUUGUUCCAAGGCUGGAAAUGUAAAGAAAGGAAUAAAGAUCCCACCGACAUCUGAGUUCAGAAGACUUCUCUCUCUUGCCACACCUGAGAGAUGGAGACUAGCAGCUUCCCUUGGUUUACUAGUGGUGUCCAGUGCAGUAACGAUGUCAGUACCAUUCUGUAUAGGGAAGGUGAUUGACAUUAUCUACACAGAGUUGGUCAAUCAGGGUGACAAGAUGAAGGAGAGGCUACAACAAAUAUGCAGCAUUCUUGUUGUCAUUUUUAUUAUAGGGGGCCUUGCCAACUUUGGUAGAGUCUAUCUAAUGAACUUAACAGGUAACAACAUUGUUCGGCGCCUGCGAUCACAACUAUUUUCUUCCAUCAUGAGACAGGAAAUUGGCUUCUUUGACAAAAACAAAACUGGUGAACUCAUCAACAGAUUGUCCACGGACUCAUCUUUAGUGGGGAGCUCAGUUACAACAAAUAUCUCUGAUGGCCUUCGGUCAGUUGCUCAAGCUGUUGGAGGGGUCAGCAUGAUGUGCUACGUUUCACCCAAACUGGCAGGGAUAGCCCUCUGUAUUGUACCACCCAUUGUUCUGAUGUCUCGGUUUUAUGGUCGGUACGUGAAAAAUAUUACCAAACAGGUGCAAGACUCGCUGGCCUCGGCAACACAGGUUGCGGAGGAGAGGAUAAGCAGUAUUAGGACAGUCCGAUCAUUUGCACAGGAAAAGAGAGAAGUUGCAGCUUAUGAUGAGAAAAUUGACCAUAUUCUGAUGCUGUCAUACAAGGAAGCCCUGGCUCGAGGCAUUUUCUGGGGAUCGACAGGGUUCUCUGGUAACAUGAUCAUAUUGUCUGUGUUCUACUCUGGGGGACUGAUGAUGACUGAGUCACAGAUCUCCGUGGGGGAUCUGUCGGCCUUCCUGUUGUAUGCUGCUUAUGUGGGCGUCUCUAUAGGAGGAAUGACAACUUUCUACUCGGAGAUGAUGCGCGGCCUAGGUGCCAGUUCUCGUCUGUGGUACCUCAUGGACAGGACGCCAACCAUUCCUGUGUCAGGUGGAGUUAUACCUACCUCAGAAGUUGUGGGAAACUUAAGCUUCAACAACAUAACCUUCAGCUACCCAGCAAGGUCAGAUAUGCAGAUAUUCUCCGACCUCAGUCUGUUGGUACCUGCGGGAUCAGUAACAGCAGUUGUAGGCGCUAGUGGGUCUGGCAAGUCUACUCUGGGGACACUUCUACUCAGGUUCUACGACCCUACUAAAGGAAGUGUUGUGUUAGACCAGGAGAACAUCCGCGACCUUGACCCCAUGUGGCUGAGGACACAGAUAGGAAGUGUGAGCCAAGAACCUGUCCUCUUCUCUUGCUCUGUGGCAGAAAAUAUUGCCUAUGGAGCUCAAGAUCCAACCAAGGUCACUGCUGAAGAAGUUGAGGAGGCAGCUAAGAAAGCUAAUGCCUAUCACUUCAUACAGACAUUCCCAGAAGGAUUCAACACCAUGGUCGGGGAGAGAGGUCUUAUGUUGUCAGGUGGGCAGAGACAGCGGGUAGCCAUAGCCAGAGCUAUCCUUAAGGAUCCCAAGAUUCUCCUUCUAGAUGAAGCUACCAGUGCCCUAGAUGCGGAGAGUGAGUACCUGGUACAAGAGGCACUAGAGCGGGUUAUGGUUGGGCGAACCGUCAUCACCAUAGCUCAUCGUCUGUCAACAAUUAUGAAAGCCGACCAGAUUGCCGUCCUGGACAAGGGAGCUAUCGCUGAAGUGGGAAGCUACCGACAGCUGAUGGGUCUCAACAAUGGCAUGUUUAGGAAACUGGUGGAACGCCAAACCAUAACAUCAUGACGGGGAACUAGUGAAACGUUAAACCAUAACAUUGAGACAGGAAACUGAUGGAACCCUCAACCGUAACAUCAUGACAAUGUCAAAGGAAACUGAUGGAGUUGCAUAACCAUAAUAGAUUGUCAGGAAAUCAGUGAAAAUAGCUAGUACUUACAAUAAGAUGAUAUGAACUGUCCAGUCUUCAGUAAAUGUGAUGUGAUAUCGUUUUAUGAAUUUAUGUAUCAAGAAAAAUGUGCAGUGGCUCUGUAAGAGGGGAAAAUAACAUUCACAUUUUACAUGUACUACAAUGGUACAUCUUGUCAUUGCAACAGAAACUGUAAACUUACAUCUAGCAUUUGCCAAUGUCAAACCCCAUUUUAUUUAUUUACUGGCUUGCUGCUAGUAUUCUUAUUAAGCGUCAUUCCUCAUACAGUAAAAACAGGAUAUGUGCUACCUUACAAAUACAGGCUUUCUCCAUUUGUUUAUAAAUCAGAACCGCUUUAUAGAUAUCAUACAGGCUUUCUCCCUUCGUUUAUAAAUCGGAACCGCUUUAUAGAUAUCAUACAGGCUUUCUCCCUUUGUUUGUAACUCAGAACCGCUUUAUAGAUAUCAUACAGGCUUUCUCCCUUUGUUUGUAACUCAGAACCGCUUUAUAGAUAUUAAUGCAUUCAGUCUUGUUUACCUUUCAAAUGUGCAGCCAAAUACUCCAAAGUCGAAAUUAUUAUUCAUCAGAGAUAUUUUAGAUAAUAUAAUAUUGUGGAACACUUGGAGGAAUAUGCAUGUCUGUGAGUUAGGUAGCAUUAUCCUUACACUGGACUUGGUGACUCUUAUAACUUGGUCAUUCUAGCAAAAUGUUAAGGAUCCCCAUACCUUUACCAUCAAAAUAUAAACUAUUUGUUGGUGAAAAAAAGUCUAGCAUGACUAUACAGCAGUUUUGAUGAAACAUUUCUGCUAAGAAAACCAGUCCUUGCAGAUGUUUAUGCCAAAAUGAAUAGAGACGAAAUAAACCAUAAAGAAUCCCCAGCAAUGUUUCGAGUGUUCAGGUCUGAAGGUCGGACCAGAAUUCAAAGCCUGUAAUCCAAUCAUUAUACUGUCAUUCUAACCAACUAAACAUGGUGAAUGCAUGGACAAUUGCUGGUGAAUUCUUCUAGUGUUUUGCCUGCAGUGGAUUAGGGAUUCCAACUCAUUCACCCCUGAAGACACAUUUGGACUCUUCUAGUUCAAAUGUUGGAAAAGGUAAUUAUGAAAUUUUAGGGGUGAAUGAUUUAACUAUUAUUAGCUCACCUGGCACAAAGUGCCAAGUGAGCUUAUG